AUGUCCAGCAUUAGUGAGGACCUGCACCCCCAAGAAUAUAAGUCAAAUGCACCGAGCCCAGGAGUACAGAGCUGUGAGGAAAGGUCUAACGGCGCCUCAUGCGAGGCUCUCAAGCAUUGCAACUGGUGUGAAGACUUGGACUUUCCCAUCUGUAAAGAGACUUGUUUUAAAACACACACCGUGGCAAGCGCAGAAGAGACUGGAACGGAAGUUCACAUAAGGGGCGAGCGUAGUGCAACAGGCGACCCACUCUGUGCUGGGGGCAACGUGGACUGCAAUAGUGUACCACCUGGCCAGUAUCCAGACAUGAUUGACUGUUCCGGGUUUUACGAGUGCCCGGACACGACACGAGGACGCCCCGGGCUUCAGCAGUGCCCCGAAUCAAUGUACUUCGAUUGGGACCUUUUGACGUGCAUGGACCUAACGCCAAUAUGUGUUGUUCUACAGUGCCCGCCGGCCCCAGGUAAUGUAACGAUGGUUCCUCCCGGUCCGUACUACCCCCAGGACGCCGUACGGUUCACCUGUGACCAGGGAUAUGAGCCGGACGGGGCCGCCAGUGCGACGUGUCGAGAUAACCAAACAUGGAAUAGAGAUGAAUGUGCGGAUGCGACCCACACCUGUGACCCCAAAGCCUCCUGUACCAACACGAUUGGUAGUUACGUCUGUGAUUGUAACGUACCCGGCUACAGCGGCGACGGCUUUGUCUGUACGGGUAAGAAACCAAUUCUCGGAGUUCUUCUUGAUGCAUAA
This is a messenger RNA of Branchiostoma floridae (Florida lancelet), 750 nucleotides long. Its product is annotated as fibrillin-1-like. Gene Ontology annotation, molecular function: chitin binding; calcium ion binding. Bases 1 to 750 code for a protein of 249 amino acids. The record is from RefSeq and is a predicted model, not a curated record. NCBI's taxonomy places the organism in Eukaryota, Metazoa, Chordata, Leptocardii, Amphioxiformes, Branchiostomatidae. Gene Ontology annotation, cellular component: extracellular region. The transcript is spliced from 7 exons.